GAGACGUAAUAGAAAUGAUAUUUCUAUUCUUGUUAUUGCUAACGGAUUAUCCCGUAGCUGCGUACAAAGCUGUGGUCUUUAUUCAUGGAUUAAAUGGAACGUCACUAGAUGGAAAUCUGAUCAAUGACAUCAUUCAAAAGUUACAUCCGGGAACCCCAUAUUAUGCAGUCAACGCAUUCGAAAGACUUCAAACCUUAUUACCGUUAUGGGAAGAAGUUAACAUUGUCAAACCAUAUCUUCUGAAAUACAUGAGAGCUCACCAGGAAGGAAUCCAUCUUAUUUGCUAUUCCCAAGGAGGUCUGGUAUGUCGCGGCUUGCUGUCCACUAUUCCUGAUCACAAUGUCGACACUUUUAUAGCCCUUAGUUCUCCUUUGGCGGGGAUUUUCGGAGACUGGAAGUUCACACAUAAGUGUUUUCCAAACUUUGUGAGAGAUAAUGCAUAUAGAUUUUUAUAUAGUAAGAUUGGACAAGAAAUUUUCCUAGGAAAUUAUUGGAAAGAUCCUCAUCAUCUAGAUCUGUAUAGAAAAUUUUCCAAAUUCUUGGCUCCACUGAACAAUGACUCCAUGUCGCCCAACGUGGCAGAAUACAAACAAAAUUUUUUGCGGAUAAAGAAGUUAAUCCUGAUUGGUGGUCCCAAUGACGAUGUCAUUUCACCAUGGCAAUCAAGUCAAUUUGGAUUCUACAAUGAGAUGGAGGAAGUACAAGGAAUGAAAGAGCAAAUGUUUUACAAAGAAGAUUCGUUUGGUCUUAAAACCAUGGAUGAACAAAACAGGAUAAAAACCUAUACAAUUCCGAAUAUCCACCACAGACAUUGGGUCCGUAACCUAACAGUGAUUAAGGAUGUCAUCGUGAAAUCACUGACUUGAAAUUAAAUGACCUUGUCUUGAUGUGAAUUUACAUGCAAGUUUACAUGUAGACCAUGUGAAGGAGGAAUCGCAUUUUAACGACUUUCACAGGAUCUUUUAUUUUUAGAAACAUUACAAUUCAAACAGAAUUUUUUACCUUGUUCUAUCCCAAACCUUAACUAAACCUAUUGUAUAAUGUUUCAUUAAAAAAAAACAGAACAAACCUGUAGAAUUUGUAGGUUAAGGUCACUUGAGUCAUUUAUGGCAAGAGGUCCACGUGAGAUUUUCAAAAGAUUUUUAUAUUCCCAUGAAAAAUUGUGACCCAUGUUAUUGCCCCAUCCUUGCUCUUAUAGAUGUCUGAAUUCACACAACAUGGGGAUGUUUCAGUAUUAAUAUGAUUGUAUGACCUUGCAGAAAUGGAGAAAAAACUUCUAUUCCUGUAUACAUGCAGUAUGAAAAAUUUCAUCCUGAUUUAAGCUAAUUUUCGCUCUUGGUCCUUGAUUUAAAAAAAAUAAAUACACAAAACUUUCGAAUGUUUGCAAAUUAAUGUUCCUUUUGCGAAUUUUGGAAUUUUUUUUUAUCCUUAUCAAGUCCAAUUAAAAACUGAUCUCAUAUAUAUUGUUGUCUCAAUUUACCGCCGGAGUCAUGAUUCGAACAAUAAAUACAAGUACAUUUUC
Saccostrea echinata is the source of this 1522-nucleotide messenger RNA. Its product is annotated as lysosomal thioesterase PPT2-A-like. The record is from RefSeq and is a predicted model, not a curated record. Gene Ontology annotation, cellular component: lysosome. The transcript has 9 exons. Gene Ontology annotation, molecular function: thiolester hydrolase activity; palmitoyl hydrolase activity. NCBI's taxonomy places the organism in Eukaryota, Metazoa, Mollusca, Bivalvia, Ostreida, Ostreidae. Bases 15 to 866 code for a protein of 283 amino acids.